AGUACAUAAGGUGUACAUGCAAAUUAACAAGCGUGGCAAGUUAUGUAAAAUUCUCAAAAUUUCUCUGACAUAGUGACAGAGCUGAGCAGCUAUGGGAAGCACAGCCAUGGAUUUGUCCUCGGUGAAGGUUGUGGUUAUUGGGGGUGGGCUGGUUGGAGCAAUGGAGGCUAUCUUUAUGGCCAAGCGAGGCUUUCAAGUUGAUCUGUAUGAGUCCAGAGAAGAUAUCCGCACUUUGGAGCAUGUGAGUGGGAGGAGCAUAAACCUUGCGCUGUCAAUCCGAGGAAGAGAAGCAUUGCGAUUGGUCGGUUUGGAAGACCAGAUUGUUGGUGGGGGCAUCCCGAUGCAUGCCCGUCUCAUCCACGGUGUUUCAGGGAGGAAGUCCGCCCAGCCUUACGGAAAAGAAGGGCAGUUCAUUUCAUCAGUGGACAGGCGCCUCCUGAAUGAAACACUAUUAACAGAAGCUGAAAAGUACUCCAACAUUCGUCUGCAUUUUUAUCACAAGAUGGUGCAGGCUGACUUUGACAACGGAGUCAUCUUCUUCACAGAUAAGGACGGGUCAAAGGUCAAGGCGUGCCCUGACCUGACCAUUGGCUGUGACGGCGCCUAUUCCACCACUAGACGCCAGAUGAUGCGGUGCGGACGCAUUGAUUUCAGUCAGGAGUACAUACCCCACGGAUACAUGGAGCUGUGCAUACCACCCAAAGAUGGCAAGUUUGCCGCUGAGAUCAACUACCUGCACAUCUGGCCGAGGGACGAGUUCAUGAUGAUAGCGCUGCCCAACCAGGACUGUUCCUUCACCUGCACGCUCUUCAUGCCCUUCGUGAAUUUUGACGAGAUCGAGGCCGCGGGGGGCGAGGCUCCCGUCGACUUCUUCCGGAAGUACUUCCCGGAUGCGAUCCCGCUGAUCGGGGAGAAAGCCAUCAGGACAACAUUCGAGGAAGGGCGGGCCCUUCCCAUGGUAUCAGUCAAAUGUUCCCCCUAUAACUACAAGGACAAGGUGGUCAUCCUGGGAGAUGCAGCCCAUGCCAUGGUGCCCUUUUAUGGCCAGGGGAUGAACUGUGGGUUUGAAGAUUGCAUUGUCUUCGAUCAGUUCUUGGACAAGUUCAACAAUGAUUUCGCCAAGGCCCUGCCUGCCUACAGCGAACACCGCAACCCAGAUGCGAAGGCCAUAUGUGACCUGGCUAUGUACAACUACGUUGAGAUGAGGUCUUUGGUGAACUCCCGUUGGUUCCUGUUUCGGAAGCGAGUGGACAAGUUCUUGAACUGGUUGCUGCCAAGCAGAUACAUUCCCCUGUACUCCAUGGUGACGUUCAGUCGCAUCCGAUACCACACCGUCAUACAGCGAUGGAAGAAACAAGACGUGAUUGUCAACAAGGGGCUGUUCUAUCUGCUGUGCCUACCUGUCGUCAUUGCUGGAGCCCUCACGUUAAAACGCUUUAAACCAGACGUAUUCAGUUGGCUGAAAUUCAGUGGAAAGACCUAAAUUGUUUUCAUUUUUUUUAAUAUUUCACUCACGGAUUAAAGGGUUAAGUUUUCCUUUUUUGGAUUCAGUAUUCAAAACCAUAGUAGCUGAAAGUACAUGUAAAAUUGUAAACCAUACCAUUUGGGAGUGGAAUUGAAUAAUAUUAGUACCCAGACUUUUUUGUUUGGUUAUAAAUGUGUGCAUUCAAAAUGAAAUUCCCCAGACUAGAAGAAACUGUUGUUUAGCAAAUGAUCUGGAAUGUUCUGGAAUGGUCCAGUAUAUUAAUAAUAGUGGGUAUUUAUAAAGCGCAUGAAUCCACCAGGACUGGUGCUCAAGGCGCUACAUCAUUAUUACCCCUGCUCAUUGGGCACAUGAAACAUUCCAAAUACCAUCUCAGCUCCCUGGGGAGUAUACAGAUCGAUGCAGCCUGUUAGGCGCAAGAAAGCUAAUUCAAUCGCAAACCAUCUCCGCCCUCACAGGUACCCAUUUACUCCUGGGUGGAGAGAAGCAAUGAGUGACAAAGUGCCUUGCCCAAGGGCACACGCACCAUGACCCCAGGCUGGACUCGAACCCACAACCUGCAGCUUUACCCGCCGUCCACGAAUCCAAUGCCCCUAACCACGAGGCCAGAGGCUUUCAACCAUAAACCUUUGCGAACACUGAGUUUGGUUAUAUCCUGUCUUUGAUACUGUCAUUUCAAAGGUUCCGUUUGUAAAAAUAACAGUAUACAUGUAUCUCAUAUACACUGCGUUGCAAUGCUGCGUUGCGCGCUUGUACCUAUGUAGGAUCGGCCAAUGCACUUGGGACUCUCAUGUCUGCAGGAAAGUUUGCAGUUAUCAAAGGUUACACCGCAGUAAGCUUCUACCCUUUAUCUUUUAUACUGGCACGAUAUAACGCAACUGCUGUUUACUGCUGUAAAACGCAUCCAACAUUACAGCAGUCAACAGUUGUUAAACAGUGCGUCUCUAAUGCAUAGCUAUGCAAGAACGUGCCCCAAAAUUGUAAUAAGGCAACAGCAUCUUAAGUACAGUAAACUCCGGCUAAGUCGACAUCGUACAACUCGUCAAGUCGCUCAAGUCGUCCGUCUGACUUAAGUCCUGAUUGUCCGUAAUGCAUUUCCAUUGAAUUUUUUAUUUCUAAGUCGGCUUUUAUAAGUCGCCAUUUCACUCAAGUCAUUGUGUUACUCUCGGUGCCUUUCCACAAAAAGCGUAACAACAUUUUUUGUGUAAGUCAGCAUUCAAAAAAUCACGCAUUGGCAUCGACUUCCUGUACUGCGGUUGUCAAGAAGUGUCGAGUGAAAAGUGGUUUGGCACGGCACCUGAUAGCUGCAUCGGUACUAGGUACACGGUGUUGCUGCACAGCCAAGCUAAAGGGUUUCCUACAGCAUGCAUCGUGAGCAUAUCAAUACCAGUACCCCCUCUAGUCUGUAUGCAUGCGCUCUGUCCAUUUUAGGGGUCGUCUUAUUGAAUGAUGCAGUCAAAAUCAAUGGUGCAGUCAAUGCGUGCGUGGUAUACCACGCACGCAUUUAAUUCACAACCAUGUAUUACUAUUUUGUACACGUGGUCUCCACUAUCAGUACCCCAAAUGUGAUGAUAAAAUUCGAGGAUUAAUUUGCUGGAUUCAACUCUAGCAUUAAGGAGAUAAACCAGGGUAAAUCGAAGCCAAUUAGUGCAAUGAAUCAUGUGUGCAAAAAGGCCAUUCAUGUAAGUCGGCAAAACGACGACUUACAGCAGUCGUCACAAAUUCUCGGGUCUCGAGAGUGCCGACUUAGCCGGAGUUUACUGUAUACGUUAACUUAUGAACAGGUCAGUGUACCAGACGUUAUUUAGAUUUCACUCAAAAAGUAUGAGUCACUCUCAGAUGGCUCAUGUAUUUCCCACAUGGUAUCUUAAGAAGAAUCUUUAUAUUUUUGUGUCGGUGCCGUUCCACUGUAGCUUAUAUUUUAAAUAUACAUAGGUUUUGCCUGAAUUCUUUUGAAAAUUCAUUUGUAAUGUCUAUUUUGUGUAAGCUUGUUAAGUUGUUUUGUGAUCAGCCUUUGGACAAUAAUGAGUGAGCAGUGCUCAUAAAUUGUCAUCGUUAAAGGGUAAAACCCAAUAUUGGAUUGUCAACUUGCCAUUUUGCAUUUCUGAUGUCGGCCCAAGGCUUAUAAGGGUAUUUGGGUAUUAGUUUUGUAUAUCUACUACAUAUGAAAUAGCAGUAUUAUGUGUAUUUAUGGAACUUUUUGUAGCCCAAGCAUAGUCUUGUGAAGUGGAUCUCGGUCAAAAGAAAGCACCACAUUUUUUUUGUGGUGGUGGUGGCUGUGGGGGAGGGAUAGGGAACUAAACCCCCCCCCCCCCGCCAUCUUGACAUUUGGCCGUUUUGUUGUUGUUGGUUUGUAAGAAAUGACAGCACCAACACCUCUCGACCAGUACUAGCAGUAACACCCCUCCCUAGUUGUAUAAUAUAUUUUUUUUAUAGAAGACAAACGGAUCGAGGGGGGGGGGGGGAACCAGCUCUGUCAAAAAAAAAAAUUUCCCAUAGCAAUUCAUGAAACAAAAUGCGACCCCCCCCCCCCCCCCCCACACCCAAAAAUAUUUUGUACUGGUAAAAAUGUCCGCCUCUGCACAAAAUACGGACAGAGCCAGCUUGGUUAGGGGUUAUAUGUACAAUAUUCUGUGAUAUGGUAUCAAAAAUCGUCGGAUUUGAACAGUGCCCCCAUUGAAACUAUAAUACGAGCCUCCCCCCCCCCCCCCCUCCCCCUCCCACCUAUUGAUUUUCGGAGGCCAAGUGUCUCAGGUACAGGUUGAUACAGGUUGUGCAAAUGCAGGGUACUGUUAGGGUUAGACUAUUUACUUUUAUUUGGGAGCAUAAUUUAGUUUACUCAGUCACUCUCAUAACUAGUUUAAAUUGCUGAUAAUUUUUUCCCUUCUAUUUGUCACUUUAUGGAAUUUGAUGAUGCUGUUGAGGUAUUUACUGAAAUGAGUUACAGGGUUACUAAAAGUUUUUCCUUUUAACAUUAUUACGGAUGUUUAAAUUUAAACUGGGACUAAAAAGCAAGGUGAUCUGCCGAUCGCACGUGUCACCCGUUUUUCUGCGGUCGAUCCCUAUAUGUUUUGUUCUUAUUCUUGCAGAAGCUGUUAUUGUCAGCUGGAAAAGAUUGGCUCAUGGAAUGUAUUUGUAUCUGUGAAACAAUAGCAUUUUCACAUUGUUUCCAUUGUGAGUUAUGACCUCAAUUGACCCCUGGAUGACCUUUGACCUCAGUAAUCCGAUGAAGAAUUGUGUCUUCCCACCCAAGGGUCGCUGCAUCCAAGUUUCAUCAAAAAUCCAUGAAAGCAUGUGAAAGUUAACACAUUUUUUUUCUCAAAAACUUAACCUAAACUUUAACAUGUACGGUCAUCUGGGGAUACGUUCAAUACAGAAUUUAGGACCUUUAAGUGUGCCCCAAAACUUUGUUUAGGCGACACCAAAAAAUCGCCAAGCUCUAUAUUUUUGAAAAGUGUCCUCCGGAAAAAUUUGAUCACGUCAUAUCACAGUCAAAACUUGUGAUGUACAUGAAUUGAACAUAAAGUCAUGAAAGUAAUGAUUAGACUGAAUUGAAUCAGAUGAUUUUUCUGUUGCUUGUAAGAAAUGCUCGUGGGCGGCCUAAAGCUAAGUUAGGCUUGAACUCGAUACAAUUUUGUGCUGAAAUGUCAAGAAUUGGCAAUUUGAAAAGAUGCAAUCCCUUGAUCAUACAAAACCCAGUUGUAUAUCAUGAAAUAUCCUGUACAAGGUGAAGUAUUCAACACACUAAAAUCAAAAGAAAAGCACAUACCCAGCACUUGGACUGUGCAUGUCUCUCACAAGAGAUAAAAAAUUAAACCAAACGCACAUGGAAAGGACUACCAAAACGAACCUCUAGUUUUGAAUAUUUAAACAGCUGAAAAGUGUUGAAAACAGCCCAGAAAUACAUUUUAAAAAAUGAAACAAUACCAUCUACCUUGUCCUUUUAGUUAUUCCUAUCAGAAUAUCAGCUUUCCAAAAAUAUGGAAUGUACUAUGUUGUUUUAUAUUCAUUGCUUUGCUUGUACAUGUAUUCACUUUUGUACUACUUGACGUGCCUUAAUAAAAAUGUACUACGAAGGUAAAUUUU
Messenger RNA from Patiria miniata (bat star), 5569 nucleotides. RefSeq names its product kynurenine 3-monooxygenase-like. The transcript is spliced from 13 exons. The coding region runs from base 92 to 1483 and encodes 463 amino acids. The record is from RefSeq and is a predicted model, not a curated record. Gene Ontology annotation, biological process: quinolinate biosynthetic process; NAD+ metabolic process; L-tryptophan catabolic process. Gene Ontology annotation, cellular component: mitochondrial outer membrane. Gene Ontology annotation, molecular function: NAD(P)H oxidase H2O2-forming activity; kynurenine 3-monooxygenase activity; FAD binding. Lineage: Eukaryota; Metazoa; Echinodermata; Asteroidea; Valvatida; Asterinidae.